CGGGCUUCAGACAGCAGCCAUGUUGGUUCUGCUCUGGUUAUUGAUCCUGAUGAUGAUGAUGAUGAUGAUGAAGAUUGACGCUGUCUCUGCAGAGACGGUCAGGGCUCUGAGUGGGGAGGGGGUCCUGCUGUCCUCCCAGCUGCGGGGGGGAUUGGGGGGGGGUCAGGACGUCCGGUGGACCCACCCCCGCCUGCUGCUGUCCCUGAAGAACAACGUGACGGCGUGCCACCACGGCCGCUGCUCGCUGCAGAGAGACGGCUCGCUGAGGUUCAGCCGCGUCACGCCAGCAGACGCAGGAAACUACAGUCUGGAGGUGUUCGCCGCAGACGGGACCAGACUGCUGCACAGGCACUUCCUGCUCACAGUGGGGGGGUCUGCAGAUAAUAUCAGCAGCAGUGUGUUGGUGCCGGUGUUGAUCUGCUGCUUCCUCUUCCUGCUGUUCUUCAUCAUCUUCUUCAUCCUCAGAAGGAGGCGGAGCCAGAGCACAAGGAGCACAGGUCGGCUGGAGGAAAAUGUUUACGUAGAGAUGAAGAGUCACCAUGACAACAAGACGAAAGAUGAGGAGAAGUCUCAGUAUGUUCCCUGUCAUCCUGUUGUUUCCAUGGAAACCCCAAUCACAGAGCCAAGGUCUGUGGAUGAAGACAUCUACGUGUGACGACCAAUCAGAACCCUCCACUCCCCUUCAGUCUGGUGUCCUCUCUCAGUUAUUAACAUGAAAAUAAACUUUAGGAUGUUUCAGUUCUUCUUGUUUAUUAAUAACCUGAGUCAGAACUCAAAGUAGACGUUUGCCUUCAUGUGUGAAAAGUUUGGUCCAGACUUUUGAAUGACGUCAUACUUUCACAGCCGCAGACGGCGCCAAACAGCCAGGAUGACCCGGAGCAGGAAGUGACACGGGCCACAUGUUUCUGUCCCAACUUGACCAAACAUACUGAACAUUUUUCAGAUAAACUACAAACUCAGCAGACUCACGCUACGCUCCACACCACCGGCACAACACAACGCAAAAUAUACACAAACUAAAAGGUAAUAAUAAAAACAGAUCAAGACAUGCGAUUACAGGAUGUAAAUAAAGCAUCAUUUCAGUA
This is a messenger RNA of Perca fluviatilis (European perch), 1085 nucleotides long. RefSeq lists its product as uncharacterized. The record is from RefSeq and is a predicted model, not a curated record. The transcript is spliced from 5 exons. Lineage: Eukaryota; Metazoa; Chordata; Actinopteri; Perciformes; Percidae. Bases 20 to 655 code for a protein of 211 amino acids.